UAGAGAAAAUUUAUCUGAUCAGAAAUGGCUGGAAAGGGAAGAGGUGUAGCAGCAUUCUCCUUCAACAUAGAGUCCCUGGGUCUAACCAGAGGAUCCAUGCCUGAAACCCAAAGAGGACCAGCUCCACUCUUCCCACAAAUCGAAUAUAAACCGGGGCCUUUGAAAGCUGGCGAAGAUGAAGAUUAUAUGAGAGCUUUGAAACAAGAGAUGAGAGGACGAAUGAAGGACCUUCCUUUUAACAUAAAGCACCAUGCAGGAAAGGGAGAUGUGGAGAGGUACAAGGAAAAAUACACGCGGGAAAUAAAGAAACUUGAAGAUGAAGACUGGACACCAGAUUGGAAUCGUCUUCCGAAGGAGCUAAAACCACAGAAGAGCAUAAAGAAGAAGAAAAGGGGUAAUUAUCUGAAGAAAUCCGUAAAAAUCUCUACUAAGGACAAAGAAGAAGUGCUGAAUAAGUUGGAUGAACUUGAGAAGAAGGGAGAUGUCAAAUCUGAUGAGGAGGAUGAAGUGAAGAAAGAAAAGAAAGAGGAUGACGAGGAAGGAGAGGAAGCAGAAAUUGAAGGAGACUAUGAUGAAGAGUUUGAAGAGGACAAUGACUACAUAGCAAGCUACUUUGAAGACGGCGAUGACUUUGGGGGAGGAAGUGAUGACAACAUGGAUGAAGCCACUUACUAGA
Danio rerio (zebrafish) is the source of this 676-nucleotide messenger RNA. NCBI's taxonomy places the organism in Eukaryota, Metazoa, Chordata, Actinopteri, Cypriniformes, Danionidae. The record is from RefSeq and is a predicted model, not a curated record.